Messenger RNA from Caenorhabditis auriculariae, 1788 nucleotides. The record is from the annotation of a GenBank genome assembly. Lineage: Eukaryota; Metazoa; Nematoda; Chromadorea; Rhabditida; Rhabditidae.
AUGAUGAGGCAAACGUCAGUCAGUCACAAAACCAAAACUGGCUCUCCUCUCCACUCUCGAAUUAUCGCGUUUUCAUCUCGACACGAUCUGCAGCCUUCCAUCAACAAAUCCUGGGGGCUCAAGGAGCCCCUUUUCGGCCACACUAGUUCCGUCUUUUCAAACAUUUGUAGUAGUAGCUGUUCCUUGUUUUUCGUACUUGCUCCUCUCGAUUUGGCUCUUUGAAUGCCGCUAAACGCUAAUUAUGAUUGAUUUUUUUUUAUUAUUUUGCAAAAGGUGCUUCUAUGAGAGCCCUAGGAUCAUUGAGAAAAAUUUGGAUUCUUUCCGAAAAUUUUGAAAAUUGGCUUUUUUCGUUCUUUUUUUGGUACAGAUUUAGAAUUUGGCGAUUUUAAUAUUCUAAUGCUUAGGAACUCCAGAGUGGCCCCUAUAGGGGCAACCUUAGGGCCCUUGAAGUGUCCCCUCUAGCUCCCACUUUACCAGCUCCUAUAGUGGCCAUAAAACUUGCAAAAGUGGUCCCUAUAGGUGUUCCAGUUAGUGGCCACUAUAGAAGACCAGCUAGUUGAGACCCUAGACCUCUAUAGGGACCACUUUCUCGGUCCCUAUAGAGGCUGUUUUUUCCCUAACCCCUAUAGGGACCACCAUGGAAUUCCAUAAGCAGGGUCAAAGUCUCGCGAAUUUAUUUAAGUUAUUGAUGACGUCACCACUUUCUAAUUUUCACAUCGAUUUUAUUUUAUUUUUUUUAAUUUUUGAUCCGAAUUUGCGACGCCUUUUUCAUUCUCAAUUACCCUACCCUCAUAAAAAAACUGAAUUUUUUUAAAAAUUAAGUUAUGACGUCAUAUCGAGAACUUCCGUGACGUCACAACUUUCCGAAUGAAAAACAUUGCUUUUUUUCACUGGUUUCGAAGUUUAAUGCCGGAGGAAAUACUAGUUUUUUUGAAUAUCAAAAAAAUAUGUUUUGAAAUUGAAUCCGUAAUAUCGAUUUUUAUCUGAAAAAAAUUCGUGAAAAUCAGCUUUUUUCAUGACGUCACUCCUCGAUUUUUUUUUAAAUCCUAAAAAUUUAGUCACGUCAUAAUUGGAUAUUCACUGACUUCCACCUCUUUGUGAUAUUGAAAAAAAAUUUUUUUUUUCAAUAAAAAUCGCUAAAAUCGAAAAAUUUAAUGACAUCCCAGCUUUUCAUGAUACUGAACUUCUCUGAAAAGUUACAUGAUUUUUUAAGGAUGACGUCAUCAAAUUUCAAUUUUGAUGACGUCAUACCUACCGUGACGUCACACCUUAUGAUAAAAACUUUUAAAAAAAUCAAGUAAAAAUCAGAAAAUUCAAAUUUUGAUGACGUCAUAACUGGCGUGACGUCAUAACUCAUGAUAAAAACCUUUGAAAUAAUCAAGUCAAAAUCAACAAGUUUAAAGUUUGAUGACGUCAUAACUGUCUUGACGUCACACCAUUAAAAAAAGUCAAGUCAAAAAUUGGCAAAUUUAAAGUUUGAUGAUGUCAUAACUAGCGUGACGUCACGCCUCAUUGAUAAAUAAUCUUGUAGUUCCCUUUUGUCCCCCUUCUCCAACCCAUCAAUAGGCGACAAGUUGGAGACGAGCGACACAGGAAGUGGUCGGCGAGCGGCGUCCGUUUGAUCUCGGAAAACGACGGCUGCUCCGAGAGCCGCAGAGCUGCCUCUCCGGGAGGCCGUAACUUGUCGUCGGUCACGCCAAGGUGUCACUUUUUCUGGUCUCUAUAGGGAUUUGUUCUCUUAGGAGUUUGCGAGUGGUCUUUAUAGGGGCCUCCGGAGGUUUACUCUAG